Messenger RNA from Ictalurus punctatus (channel catfish), 6144 nucleotides. It is a transcript of the gene ppfia3, whose product is annotated as PTPRF interacting protein alpha 3. Gene Ontology annotation, molecular function: protein binding. Gene Ontology annotation, biological process: synapse organization. The transcript is spliced from 32 exons. NCBI's taxonomy places the organism in Eukaryota, Metazoa, Chordata, Actinopteri, Siluriformes, Ictaluridae. The coding region runs from base 693 to 4346 and encodes 1217 amino acids. Gene Ontology annotation, cellular component: presynaptic active zone. The record is from RefSeq and is a predicted model, not a curated record.
GUGAGAGAGAGAGAGAGAGAGAGAGAGAGAGUGUCUGGGAUUGUCUGUAGUCGCCGUGUCCUUACAUAUGUAAGGUUGAAGGGAAUUAAAUUGGGAUUGAACUCAGGAGAAGAAUCUCUCGGAUGGAUUUGAGCGGACGUGACUGAAGGAGCACCGGCGAUGACAAGGCGCUCUUGUAGCUGAUCAUCCCUAGAGGGUUUGACCGCCCUGGUUUAUGCCCCGCCCACCUCUCCUGCCCCUCCCCCACAACCCAACCGCCCUCCUAGAUUCUCCUACUGGUUUAUCUGGACCACGCGCUCUUUCUCCACCCCAAACUUCACCCAAACCAAGGAGCUCGGGGGCGUUCCGGACAAAGACCGAUUAAACAGAAAAGACUACGUGUUUUUAUUUAGUUAAUUUUUUCUUAAAUGGAUGAUUGAAGAAAACGAGAGGACGCAAACUAUUCGUGAGCGUCCGUAUUUAGCGGGGAAGAAACGGUACUGCGGACUGAAAGAGGACGCUUUUGGUCAGAGGAAGGAUCGCAGAAGGGUGGGCGUUUGUUGAUAAAGAAAUACUUCCUGUUUACAUUGAGCAUCGUCUUUCUAAGAGUACACGGCUCUACAUUUCACAGGAAACUGUAAGGGUUACACACACACACACACACACACACACACACUAUCACAUAAACCACUCCCACACGUCCCGGCCUCAGGAUGAUGUGCGAGGUGAUGCCCACUAUUUCGGAGGAUGGCCGUGGUGGAGGAGGAGGGGGCCCGUCCUCGCCUGCCGGGGGUGGGAGUGGCAUGGGAGGGGGCAUGGGGGGCAUCGGGGGCAGCUACGAGGGCGGCAGCACGGGCAACCUGGAGUCUCUGAUGGUGAACAUGCUGACGGAGAGAGAGCGCCUGCUGGAGAGCCUGAGAGAGACGCAGGAGAGUCUGGGGACGGCACAGCUCCGCCUCCGGGAACUGGGACACGAGAAAGACUCGCUCCAGAGACAGCUGUCCAUCGCCCUGCCUCAGGAGUUUGCUGUGUUGACCAAAGAGCUGAAUGUGUGUCGGGAGCAGCUGCUGGAGAGAGAGGAGGAGAUUGCAGAGCUCAAGGCGGAGAGGAACAACACACGGUUGUUGUUGGAGCAUUUGGAGUGUUUGGUGUCUCGUCAUGAGCGCUCUCUGAGGAUGACGGUGGUGAAGAGACAGGCUCAGUCUCCGGCCGGCGUCUCCAGCGAAGUCGAGGUGCUCAAAGCUCUCAAGUCUCUGUUCGAGCACCACAAGGCUCUGGAUGAGAAGGUGAGGGAGCGACUGCGUGUGGCUCUGGAGCGAGUGGCCGUCCUGGAGGAAGAGCUCGAAUCCUCGACCAACGAGGUUCUGACUCUGCGUGAUCAGAUCAAACGGCGUGAGCGUGGGCAGGACAACGGUAAAGAGCGCCUCCCGAACGGCCCGUCCUCCAUCUUGGAUGACGGAGAGAUCGACAGACAGAGGGAGGGAGAGAUUGAGCGGCAGAGGGCGGAGCUUUCACAGCUCAAAGAGCGACUGGCCCUCAUGUGCAGACAGGUUGGAGAGAUCGAGGAGCAGCUAACGGCUGCCAGAAGGGAGGUGACCAAGACUGAGGAGGCCAAUCAGAAGCUUCAGAGGGAGAUUAAAGAGGCUCUGUGUCAGAGAGAGGAUAUGGAGGAGAGAAUUACAACCUUAGAACGCAGGUACCUGAGCGCCCAGCGGGAGGCGACGUCUCUCCACGACAUCAAAGACAAGCUGGAGAAUGAACUGGCCAGUAAGGAGUCUCUGUACAGACAGAGUGAGGAGAAGAGCAGGCAGCUGCAGGAACGUCUGGAUGACGCCAAGCAGAAGCUCCAGCAGACGCUGCAGAGAGCCGAGACGCUGCCCGAGAUCGAGGCUCAACUCGCUCAGAGAGUGGCCGCUCUCAACAAGGCUGAGGAACGCCAUGGCAACUUCGAGGAGCGACUGCGACAGAUGGAGGCACAACUGGAGGAGAAGAACCAGGAGCUGCAGAGAGCGAGACAGAGGGAGCGGAUGAACGACGAACACAACAAGCGUCUCUCAGACACCGUGGACAAGCUGCUGUCCGAGUCGAACGAGCGCCUGCAGCUCCACCUGAAGGAGCGCAUGGCGGCUCUCGAGGAGAAGAACGCGCUGUCUGAGGAGCUCGCCAAUAUGAAGAAGAUCCAAGAUGAUCUGCUGGCAAACAAGGAUCAGCUGAUUGCGGAAUUGGAGAGGCUGCAGCUGGAACUGGAUCAGCUGAGGGGCAGGUCAAGCUCCUCCUACUCUCGCUCUCUUCCCGGAAGUGCUCUGGAGCUCAGGUACUCCCAGGGAGGCGGAUCUCUACCUGCUGGCUCCACCACUCACCUGGAUCACUAUGGCAGUACAGGCUCAGGGGGCGUGGUCAGACGGGCCCACCGUGGACGCUGGGGCGGAGCCAGAGAGGACGCCAGCAAAUACGGCGAAUGGGAGAGUGGCGCUUUGCUCGGCCCGGGUUUCGAGGGCGGAGUCGAAGGCGGCUGCUCCGAUGACGAUGAGGAUCGCGAGACGCUCUUCGGCUCUGAGCUGCUUUCUCCCAGCGGACAGACGGAUGUCCAGACGCUGGCCAUCAUGCUUCAGGAACAGCUGGAGGCCAUCAAUAAGGAGAUCAAGUUGAUUCAGGAGGAGAAGGAGAACACAGAGCUGAGGGCUGAGGAGAUCGAGAGCCGUGUGAGCAGCGUGGCUCUGGACGGACCCCCGGUUCCUCCGUCCUCUUUGGGAAGAGACGCCAGUGGCAGGACCUUCAUUACUCCGUCACUCACCUCUUCCACUCUGGCGUCCCCCUCUCCGCCCAGCUCGGGUCACUCCACCCCACGCCUGCCCCAUUCUCCGGCACGCGAGACCGACAGACAGAACAACAAGGAAGACGAUAGGUCCCUGGCCCUGCUGGACUCCACCCCUCCACCCACCCCUCGUGCGCUGCGAUUGGACAGAAUGAGCCACACCCACCCCGGAGCCAUGCUGGAUGACAGCCGCGAGUUCCGCAGUCUCUCGGCGGACGGCAGCAGCUCUAACAGCAGUCAGGAUUCCCUCCACAAGGCCAGCAAAAAGAAAAGCAUCAAGUCUUCCAUCGGUCGCCUGUUUGGAAAGAAGGAGAAGGGACGCAUGGGACAGCCAGGCCGCGAGUCCACUUCUUUGGCUUCCACUCCCUCUGAUGAUCUGGGCUCCGUUGACCCGCUCGGUCUCACCAAGAUGGCCGGACCGGUGGACAAGGACCGUCGCAGCAAGAAGAAGCACGAGCUGUUGGAGGAGGCGUGUCGUCAGGGGCUUCCCUUCGCCUCGUGGGACGGCCCCACCGUGGUGUCCUGGCUGGAGUUGUGGGUGGGCAUGCCGGCAUGGUACGUGGCAGCGUGUCGUGCUAACGUGAAGAGCGGAGCGAUCAUGGCUAAUCUGUCCGACACAGAGAUCCAACGUGAGAUCGGCAUCAGUAACCCGCUGCACCGCCUCAAACUGCGCCUCGCCAUCCAGGAGAUGGUGUCACUCACCAGCCCAUCUGCCCCAGCCAGCACCCGCUCUUCGACCAGUAAUGUGUGGAUGACGCACGCUGAAAUGGAGUCUCUCACUGCAGCCACCAAACCGGAGCUGAAGGAGUUCAGCUGGGAUCAGAUUCUGGCCUACGGUGAUAUGAAUCAUGAGUGGGUGGGGAACGAUUGGCUGCCCAGUCUGGGUCUGCCGCAGUACAGGAGCUACUUCAUGGAGUCUCUGGUGGACGCCCGCAUGCUGGACCACCUCACCAAGAAAGAGCUGCGUGGGCAACUCAAAAUGGUGGACAGCUUUCACAGGGUGAGCCUGCACUACGGCAUCAUGUGCCUGAAGCGUCUGAACUACGACCGGAAGGAGUUGGAGAGGAAGAGAGACGAGAGCCAACACCAGAAUAAAGAUGUGAUGGUUUGGUCGAACGAGCGCGUGAUGUGCUGGGUGCAGUCCAUCGGUCUGAAGGAAUUCGCAGAUAACCUGGCUGAGAGCGGAGUGCAUGGAGCUCUUCUCGCCCUGGACGACACCUUCGACUACACUGACCUGGCCCUGCUCCUUCAGAUACCCAACCAGAACACACAGGCACGCCAACUCCUGGAGAAGGAGUACAACUCCCUGAUCACCAUGGGAACCGAGAGGAGGCCGGAUGAGGACGGCACGAAGACGUUCACUCGCUCCCCGUCCUGGAGGAAGAUGUUUCGCGAGAAGGACCUGAGAGGAGUGACGUCAGACUCUUCGGAGACGCUGCCUGCUAACUUCCGCGCCUCGGCCAUCUCCACUCCAUCCGUGACCCUGCGGAAGGUUCAGAGCGAAGUGUCUCCGAGGGGCGAGUCAGCAUCAGUGAGAACGUACUCUUGCUGAAGGCCUCAAAAGGGGGCGCUGUGAGCACACGACUGGAAACUGUACGGCGAGAGGGGAAAAAAAAAAGCAAUGAUUAUAUACAUUUCGAAAACAUGGAGAGAGAGAGAGAGAGAGAAACCCCACUGGUCUGAACCAUUCUGCAAUAACAGAAGACGGAGCCGUGGCAAUCGGAAGAAGAUUUUAAAAAUUAAAAAUAAAAGAAAUAGAACUUAAGGAUUAAAGACGUGACGAAUGUAUGACGUAUGAGGACAAUGAGGACACUCAGACUGGCGUGGGACUGGAGGACUCUUUUUAUCUUUCGCUCUGUCGUUCUCUCGUCCCUUUUUUUCUCUGUGCCAUGAUGUCUCCGAGUCGUCGGUUUAAUCGAAACUGCCGCUUUCUCCCCCUGCUCCAUUCAUUUGGACCAACCCUGUGCACUCGUGCGCAUUUCGCCGGAUUGUACCACCUCAGAAAAAAAGGGGCCGUCUUUAUUAUAUUUGUUUUCUUCCUCGCCCAGGGUUUCUUUAUCGUUUUCCACCCAGACAGGAUGGAAGUUAGCGCAGACAGAAGGCAUCGUUACAGCAGAGCGAGUGCGAGUCAGAGGUUAUCCAUGACGGACAGCGGUAUCUCCGCUCCCGUCGUGCGAGGAACCUCGUGCCGAAAAGCGUUACGGGACUUCCCUCAAGGCGAAGCUUUUAUCUGCACUUUUUCAACAGAGAGCCGGUGUGUAAAAGAGCCGCAUGGAUGUCGAUUCGUAACUCGAUUAUGUAUGUUUUAAGCGAAAAAUCGAGACUUUAAGGCACGACAGAAGAGCAAAUAGAUGGGAAGAAAGAGGAAAAAAGAGAGGGAAAGAUAUAAAGAGAAGAAGGGGAUGUUUUAGAGAGGUAAGAACAUCCACAGCGUCCUCUUAGACGCGAUCACGCAAGCCAUAACAGAGGACGAAGAGCAAAGCGCUGAGGAAAAAAAAGAGAGUGAGAGAGAGAGAGAGAGCAAAACUAUAUGAGAACCGAAAGCGAAUCGUUUCUUCUGUGUUGCGAUGCAUGUCGAACAUCGAACAACGACUCAAACCUUUGGGGAAUAAGACAACGUGACAAUGUGAAUUCAAAAACGCAAAAUAAGUGUAUAUUAAUAUACGACGACAUCGAGAGCCUGGGGAACAAUUUGUAAAAUGUGUGUAUUUUCAUUUUUAUUUUUUUGAUUUUGUAUGAACUAUAUUUAUUUUCUUUAACGUAUGUAUCGAACAACUGUAUGUACAUGUUCAUUUAUUACCUAAUUCUGACCGUAAGUUUGAUUUUAUCUAGUUCAAAGCAUAAAUAUCUAAAAAAGGGGAAAAAAAAAAUUAUGAAAAAAAAAUGGUCAUAUGAAAGUAUGCUACUUGUAAUGUGUAAAAAAAAUUUUGAGGACAAACUUGUGUUAUGAUUUCAAACGAGACGUCGCCGACGCCGAGGAUGACGGCGACUCGGAUCGAACACGCCACCUGUGAAAUAAAAAGUCAUAAAGCCACUGACGAUAUAUAUAACGGAGGAUGUGAAAAUAAAAAUAAAGCGGUCCUGAACGGUACCUCAGGUCAUCUCGGUGUGUUUGUGAUCCGCUCAGAGGGACUCUAGAGCAUGUAUCGGGUUUCGUGUGUCGUGUGUGCGUACGUAAGUAUGUGUUCCGCUGUGUAAAUGACCGUUGUUGAUUCGCUGCAACCCUAAGACUGAGGACAUGUAUGUAUGUUUACAAAAAACAAAACAAAAAACAAAGGUAUUUGUACAUGUGCAAAUAUAUUCAUUAAGAAUUCAUGCUGCGUCUUUGCAUGCUUGUGUGUGUGUGUGUG